Messenger RNA from Triplophysa rosa, 818 nucleotides. RefSeq names its product cellular retinoic acid binding protein 1b (gene crabp1b). The transcript is spliced from 4 exons. Gene Ontology annotation, biological process: fatty acid transport. Lineage: Eukaryota; Metazoa; Chordata; Actinopteri; Cypriniformes; Nemacheilidae. Gene Ontology annotation, cellular component: nucleus; cytosol. The record is from RefSeq and is a predicted model, not a curated record. Gene Ontology annotation, molecular function: fatty acid binding. Bases 134 to 547 code for a protein of 137 amino acids.
AGGUGACAGUGUGGACAAGUGAGGCUGAGAAAGAAAGGAAUCAGAUAGGAGUAAAUACGUGUUGUUUCUAAAUUAAAAGUAAAGCCAUUUUUCUUAUCAAAGUGCAAGGGUGAUAAAAAGGUCCUAGGUAAAGAUGCCCAAUUUUGCAGGAAACUGGAAGAUGAAGAGCAGUGAAAAUUUUGAAGAACUUCUCAAAGCGCUUGGGGUGAAUGCUAUGUUGAGAAAGGUGGCCUGUGCAGCCGCUUCCAAACCCCACGUGGAGAUUUGUCAGAAUGGUGAACAGUUCUACAUCAAAACAUCUACUACUGUGAGGACCACCGAAAUCAACUUCCAGAUAGGACAGGAGUUCAACGAAGAGACCGUCGAUGGCCGAAAAUGCAAGAGCUUGGCCACAUGGGAAACAGUUAAUAAGAUAACCUGCAGACAAACCAUGGUGGAUGGCAAUGGCCCGAAGACCUACUGGACACGAGAACUGAUAGGGAACGAACUCAUCCUGACCUUUGGAGCAGCCGAUGUGGUGUGCACGAGGAUUUAUGUCCGAGAAUGAGAGCAGAGGCAACCGAUGGAGUUACAGUCCGGCAUAUUUCAUGAUUAACUUGCACUAUAGUGUGUUAGUCGAUACUUUCUUUUAAAGAACUUGAUUGUUUGUCAUUGUACAUUACAGUACAUUAGACAUGUUAAAACAGUGCUAGUUCUAUUAAUGUUUUUAUCUGGUAAACAAUUUUAGAGCAGUUACAAUAGUUGACUGCAGUUCUUCAGUCUAAGUACAUUCUUUUAAUCUUUAUUUUUGUAUUUGUUUAUCAUGAAAUAAAAACAAA